AUGGUGCUGACGAACAAGGGCAGCUUUUCAUAUCUGCAGGACAAUGUGAACUACCUGCAGAUUGACGGCGCCCUGAGCAUCCGGAUUGAACGGAUCAACAACAAUGUGGCCAGAGUUUAUAUCGCGAACGCAGAGAAUGUCCAGCAGCCCGUGCCUCCACACAUCACGAUGGCAGACUCAGCAGGCGCUCCUGUGCUUCCCUUCCUGGAGAAUUUCCUGAUCACAUGGUUCGGCAGCUACGUCCUGUCAAUCAACGGGCAGCCUCACAUGAUCUUGAACAACCAGAAGCGCCAGUCUAUCAUAGGGCCCUCCUAUGCUGCCAGUGGAGUGGUGUGA
Molecule: messenger RNA, 336 nt
Organism: Coccomyxa subellipsoidea C-169
Lineage: Eukaryota; Viridiplantae; Chlorophyta; Trebouxiophyceae; Coccomyxaceae
Exons: 1
Coding region: 1-336 (111 amino acids)
Source: RefSeq, a predicted model, not a curated record